AUGGCGGCAAACAACCUCUACCAGUAUUCGGUUCUUAGCGCUCUCAUGGCUGGCAUCUGCCAAACUGGAAUCACCGUUGGAGAAAUCCUCACCAAUGGCGAUCAUGGCCUCGGCACCGUUUCCAAUCUGAACGGGGAGAUAGUAAUUGUCGAUGGCGACGCCUACCAGAUUCCUCCAGGCGAGGAGCUCCGAAAAGUUGACUUUUCUGAUGUUCUACCCUUCGCCAUGAUCACUCGAUUCAGACCUACCAUGGAGAAGUCUUUGCGUUUUCUUACUUUGGACACGCUUUCAGAGGCACUGGAGCCUCUGCUUCCUUCCCGACAAAACUGUUUUUUGUCAAUUCGUGUGGACGCGUUGUUCGACAAUCUGAAGUUUCGUGUGAUAGCGGCACAGUCCAAGCCCCGGGAGUCUCUCGCAGAGUUGGCCAAGCGACAGCAAGUCCUGGCUCAUAGAGAUAUCGAGGGUACUCUCUUUGGAUUUUGGUCCCCGGCUUUCAGUGGGGGAUUCAGCGUCAAGGGCUUCCAUUUACAUUUUUUGUCUCGAUGCAAAACUCGAGCCGGCCACGUAUUGGAGUUUGAUUCAAGAGACGUCAGACUCCAAGCGGCCAUUAUUCGUGAGUACACGGUGGAGUUGCCUCAGAACAAAGACUUCAAUGAGGAGGUAAUUGGACGUGUCAGGGAGGAGGACCUUCAUGCGGCGGAAGGGGGAUAG
This is a messenger RNA of Penicillium digitatum Pd1, 711 nucleotides long. RefSeq names its product acetolactate decarboxylase. Gene Ontology annotation, biological process: acetoin biosynthetic process. The record is from RefSeq and is a predicted model, not a curated record. Gene Ontology annotation, molecular function: acetolactate decarboxylase activity. NCBI's taxonomy places the organism in Eukaryota, Fungi, Ascomycota, Eurotiomycetes, Eurotiales, Aspergillaceae.